This is a messenger RNA of Pseudozyma hubeiensis SY62, 1551 nucleotides long. Its product is annotated as allantoate transporter. NCBI's taxonomy places the organism in Eukaryota, Fungi, Basidiomycota, Ustilaginomycetes, Ustilaginales, Ustilaginaceae. Gene Ontology annotation, biological process: transmembrane transport. The record is from RefSeq and is a predicted model, not a curated record. The transcript has a single exon. The coding region runs from base 1 to 1551 and encodes 516 amino acids. Gene Ontology annotation, molecular function: transmembrane transporter activity. Gene Ontology annotation, cellular component: membrane.
AUGACCGGCCACAUCGUUGAGCGCGACGUCUCAAAGUCGCCCUCAACACCCGAAAAGGGCGAUCUCGACUCCACCCCAUCCCCCUACGAAGUCACCUCGACCACCUACGCCGGUGAAAAUGCCAAAGCAGCUGCCCUCGCCUCCUCGGCGUCCGACAUCACCCCGUCCGAGCUUCGUCAGGUGCUGCGCAAGAUCGACAUCAUCCUCAUGCCCCUCAUGUGCGUCGCCGUGCUGCUUCAGUUUCUCGACAAGACUUCGCUCAACUACGCCUCGCUCCUCGGCCUCAAAAAGGACGCGCAUCUCAAGGGACAGGAGUAUUCUUGGUUGGGAAGCUUCUUCUACGUAGGCUACCUGGUUGCGACGCCGGUCCACGGUUUCUUUCUGCAAAAAGUUCAACUGUCUCGUUACGUUGCCGCGUGCAUCGUGCUCUGGGCCGUCUCGCUAGGUGCCCACGCAGCGUGUAGUAACUACGCCCAGCUGGUCGGUGUUCGCUUCCUUUUGGGUUGGUUCGAAGCAGCUCUCACACCAGCAUUCAUCCUCCUCACCGGACGAUUCUACACCAAACAGGAGCAAGUCACCCGUACCUCGAUCUGGUUCGCCAACAACGGCUGGGCUCAGAUCUUGGGCGGUGGCAUCUCGUACGCUCUGCAAGUUCAAAAGCCUUCCAACUUGAAGGUCUGGCAGCAGAUGUACCUCAUCCUCGGCGGCAUCGCUCUGUUCUUCGGCAUCGUCGUGUUGCUCUUCAUGCCGGAUUCCCCCGCAACCAUCCGCUACCUCAACGAGAGGGAGAGACAGGUCGCAGUGCACAGGAUCAAGCAGAACAAGUCCGGUAUCCACGAUACCACGUGGAAGUGGGAGCAGAUGUGGGAGGCUAUCCGCGACGUCAGGCUCUACAUGUUCUUCUUGGCAGUCUGCAGUGCAAACAUUGCCAAUGGUGGCGUCUCGAACUUUUCGAGUGCCAUUAUUUCGGCUUUCCACUACAACACCAAGACGACAGCGCUGCUUGGUAUGGCACCGGGCGCGAUGGAGGUCGUCGCGGUCUACUUCGGUGCUUGGAUGUCGUACAAGACUCGAACUCGAGUCAUCCCCGGUGUCUUCAUGUACCUCAUCGCCAUCGUCGGAGGUUGCAUGAUGAUCGCCAUCCCCCCGGCUGCCAAAGCCGCUCGCUUUACUGGCUUUGUACUCGUUUAUGCUUACCCUGUCGCAUCACCUUUUCUGUACUCAUGGUUGUCCGGAAGCGUCUCGGGAACGACCAAAAGGAUCGUCUUCAACGCCCUCCUCCAAGUAGGAUACUCAGUCGGCAACCUCAUCGGACCGCAAACCUACCGAGCUGCCGACGCCCCCGACUACGUUCCCGCAAAGAUCACCCUCAUCGCCAUGUUCGGCUUCGCUUCCGCCUGCCUCAUCGCCAUCGGCACGACGCACUACCUGUGGAACAAGAAGAACGGGACUCUCGGCAAUGCGGCGGAGGAAGAUGCCCAGGUCGAAGAUUGCGAAGAUCUGACGGAUCUGACGGACAAGCAGCGAUCGAGCUUUAGAUACCCUUACUAG